AGCAUGGAGACCUCGGCUGACUGGCUGGCCACCGCCGCCGCCCGGGGCCGGGCUGACGAGGUGCGGGCGCUGCUCGAGGCGGGGGCGCCGGCCCACGCGCCGAACCGUUACGGUCGGAGCCCGAUUCAGGUCAUGAUGAUGGGCAGCGCCCGCGUGGCCGAGCUGCUGCUGCUCCACGGUGCGGACCCCAACUGCGCGGACCCCGCCACCCUCACCCGACCCGUGCACGACGCGGCCCGGGAGGGCUUCCUGGACACGCUGGCGGCGCUGCACCGAGCCGGGGCGCGGCUGGACGUGCGCGACGCCUGGGGCCGCCUGCCCGUGGACCUGGCUGAGGAGCGGGGCCACCGCGACGUCGCCCGCUACCUGCGCGCGGCUGCAGGGGCCACCGAAGGCGGGAGCCACGCCCGCGCAGACUCCGCGGAAGGUCCCGCAGACAGUCCCGCCCUAAAGAAUCAUUGA
Messenger RNA from Balaenoptera ricei (Rice's whale), 462 nucleotides. RefSeq names its product cyclin-dependent kinase inhibitor 2A-like. Gene Ontology annotation, molecular function: protein kinase binding; cyclin-dependent protein serine/threonine kinase inhibitor activity. Bases 4 to 462 code for a protein of 152 amino acids. Gene Ontology annotation, biological process: regulation of cyclin-dependent protein serine/threonine kinase activity; negative regulation of cell population proliferation. Gene Ontology annotation, cellular component: nucleus. Lineage: Eukaryota; Metazoa; Chordata; Mammalia; Artiodactyla; Balaenopteridae. The transcript is spliced from 3 exons. The record is from RefSeq and is a predicted model, not a curated record.